Molecule: messenger RNA, 726 nt
Organism: Dracunculus medinensis (Guinea worm)
Lineage: Eukaryota; Metazoa; Nematoda; Chromadorea; Rhabditida; Dracunculidae
Source: the annotation of a GenBank genome assembly
UAUGCAAAUCGAAGUUUGUUUUAUUACUUAAUUCAUUUGUAGUUUGAGCUUCUAGAGCAAUGAGCUGCUGGAAAACAUUUUAAAGUCUUCUUGUUUUUGGAAAUAUUUUAUGCUGAUAAACAGUGGCCAUAGUCUUUUUUGAGCGAAAAUUGGAAUUUAACAUAUAUUAAAUGGGUUUAUCCUUAUCCAUCCAUUGUGCUAAUAUUUUUCUCUUAUUGUACGGACAAUACAUCUCCCAUCGCAUCAUUAUUUGAUGUUCAGUUAAAGUUCGUGCGUCCGAUUUGUUAAGCUUGUUCUUCCUCCCUCAUGCAGAUGGAAUCUGCAUGGUGUUGCACCAAAGUCUUGCAUUAAACCUGCUUUUUGCACUAAUCCUUAUGGAAUAAGCCUUUUCUUUGUAUCGUGAUUCGUGCACGGAUUAUCGGACAAAACCAUUAAGAUGUUAGUUGGUUUUUUCAUUUUAUUUUUUAGGUUUAUGGGAAAUUUUCUGAAAGCUGUCUAAAAUUAAAUUAAAUAAUCGAUUAUUUUAGUUUUACUAUUUUUAUAAAAUGAGUUCAGCUUUGAUUGUAAGUUUUAUUAAUAUUUUGAUUUGUAGUGUAUAGCAAACUAUAACUGUCGGCAAUAAAUAUUUCGCUAUCAGUCUUGCAUCUUAGGUGGACCCACAUAAUUUUUAUUUUAUUUGUUACAAAUUUGUUACAAAUUUAUUUUUCGCUUUUUUUGGAAUCAUUU